CGUCCACCGUGUCAGGCGUUGUGUGUUUUGUUGUCACUGGAGCGCUUAAGGGAAGAGGAGGUGGUUAUGAGCGGAGGGUUAACGAUGGCCGCUUCCUCGGUGCGGUGGCUGAAGAGACUGUGCCUUUUUGUGUUGAUAUGUCCCCUCUGUGUCCCCGCCUUUUUAAACCUGGAGGAGCUGAAUGAGAUGAAAUAUGGGAUUCAGAUUCUUCCUGACCCCGUCAUGUUGGGGCAGACAAAGACAGAGGAGGUUGUGAUGGUGUCCAAUAAGUACAAGCAGCUCUAUGAAUGUCGACUUCCAGCCCAGGCGGUCCGGUUUCAUCAGGAUCCAGCUUCUGAACCCGACUCGCAGGGCUACACUGGACCAGACGUCCCGGACCUACUCAGGCCAAUGCACAAAGCCCCGUGUCUUGUGAAGACAAAGGAUUGGUGGACAUAUGAGUUUUGUCACGGUCAACAUAUUAGACAGUAUCACCUUGAAGACUCGGAAAUUAAAGGGGACGUUCUCUUUCUGGGAUACUAUGAGUCUGAAUUUGAUUGGAACAACGAAACCGCAAAGGCCUCCAAACAGCACAAGCUGAAACGAUACCACAGCCAGGCCUAUGUAAAUGGGUCUAGGUGUGACCUAAAUGGAAAUCCUAGAGAGACUGAAGUCCGGUUUGUAUGCGAAGAAGGCUCGAGUGACUACAUCGCCCGAGUGGACGAGCCACAGUCGUGUCGUUAUGUGUUUACAGUUCACACCAGCCGCACCUGUCAGCAUCCGUUUCUGCAGCCGCCGUCCACCUCCAAGCCGCAGGGUAUUGUGUGCCAGCCGGCUCUGAGUGCACAGCAGUACAUGGAUUAUGUGAAGGCUCAAGUCUCGGACACAAAGCGUAAAGUGGAGCAGAUCUCUGAGGAGCUGAAGAACCUCGAUGAGAUGUUGGCUGGUAAUCAAGGUGCAGAUGAAACAGUGGAAGUAACAGCUGAGGAGACAACACCUCCGCCCAGCAGCACCCAAGAUGGGUCAAAUGCAGACAUGUCUGAAGAUUCAGCAUCAGAAGAGACGGAGGAUGCUGACUUUUGGGAGGGAGUGACGAAACCCGAGAAAGUAAAAUCAACAGCUUCUCAGGAAGACAAUGAGGUGGUGGAUGGUGACUACAGCUCCCCAGCAGACAAUGAAGGAGAAGAAGUAGAAAGAUUCAACUUUAAAAUCAUCACUGACCCAGCAGAUCUGAUGAAGUUUGUUCAACAUCUUAAGGAGAGUAACAGGAAGAAAGCGGAAAACCAGGCAAAAGGUAGAGAAGAGAAAUCAACAGGCGACAAGCAUCCAGGGAAGCUCAGAGGGGAGGAGAAAGAUGAAGAUGAACAGUUGCUGGAGGAAUUCGAGGAUGAGAUUGCUGACCUCUCUGUGCCGUCAGAGAAGAUUGAAGAGAUAAAAGAGGAAAUGCAGAAGGAGUUUGACAACAUCAUAGAUGAGGCCCAGCAGGAACUGGAAACAGAGGGUCUUAAAGGAGAGUUUGAUCGCUCUCAGGCAACGCAGGCUCUGGAGACGACAUUGGAUAAGUUACUGGAUCAUCUGGAUGAGAAGGAUGAUCAAGAUCCCCAGCAGCAGAAGGUCCAAAGGCCCAGUGACCCAAGCAGAGGCAGUCCCAGCCUGGCUCCGAAGCAGCCAGACAAAGCAGCUGAGGACCACGUUAAGAUCAAAAUUACUAAGUAUAAGACGGGCAGCAGCCCUGAUGGUGAGGUCAAAGUUCAGGAGAUGGGCGAAGGAGACCCCCAGUGGCAGCACAUAAAGGACGUGGUUAAAGAACAGCUAGAGAAAGCAGGACUAAAGGCUGAAGGUAAAAUUGAGGUGAAGAUUUUGACGCGAAAGAAUGCAGAGGAGGCAGGUGAUCAGUGGCUGACUGAAGAAGAUACAAAGUCCUUCAGGGAGCUGCUUAUAAAUCUCCUGACUGGAGGCACAGAGGAGGUUUAUAAAGAGCAAAAAAGGCAGCAGGAGCUGGAAAACAACUAUAAGUUUGUGUGGGGAGAAAAUCAAGAGGAUUCAAAGUCAUCCAGUACGUCAGACUCAGACGAUGUGGACAUUUGAGCUCAUGGUGUACAUCCAAUGCCCCUGUUGUGAUGAACUCCUGUGGAGACCAGCAGGUGGAGGGACUAAAAAUAGUUACCAGUUUUAUGAAAAGCUUGAUUGAUUUGGGUUUUUUUUUUUUGGCUGUUGAACCUGAAAAAUUGUGUCCAAGUCAGCUGUUUGCACAUUCAGAAAAUGAUUUAUUGUGAUUGAAAAGGCAAUGAUGUUGCCGUGUGUGAUAGACGCCGUUUAAAUGUUGCACAGUGAAAGUACGUGUCAGCUGUAUUUAUGCAGUUGAAGUAAGUUAUGCAUUUCCCUUUUUUGAUGGGAUUCAGUUUCUAGAAGGCGGAGACAGCCUGAUGAUUAUAAGGCGAAUAUGUUUCUAGAAACAUUUUCCAGUUUUUCUGAACAUUUACAUCAAGUUCUGAAGCUGCAAACAGUUCUGCACUGUCCUCAAUGCUGCCAUUCACUACACAGUUCCUACCUCUUAAUGUAUCAGAAGGGUAGAAAUGUGUACCUCGGAUUGAAUAUUUACCAUGCCGAAAAGUAAACUACAACAACAAGCAACUUUGAAACCUUCAGACAAAUUUUGUUCAACAACAAAAAUUAGUUACUCACAGCCGUAUGUUAGUGUCUUGAAAAAGUGUUCAUACCCUUUUUGAUUUUUUGUUUUACCCAUAUAUCACCAUAUAGCUAAAAACGUAAAUAUAUAUUUGAGUUUUUAUGUGACGGAUCAACACAAAGUAUUGCAAAAUGUGAAGUGAAGGAAAAUAGAUGCAUUGUAUUCAAAACUGUUUUUGUAAUUAAAAUAUAAAAAAAACAUGGCUUGCAUUUAUGUUCACCUGCUAGGAUAUAUGGUGUAGAACCACGGUUUGCGCCAAUUUCAGAUCAGUCAUUUUGGUUAUGGCGCUACUAACUUCAAUCAUCCAGAGACUGAGAAUCAUGACAUUGUUCUUUUGAAAACUCCAACUCUGUCAGAUUGAAUGGAACUGGUCUGUGAAUAGUAAUUUUCCAAGUCUUGCUACAGAUUGUCAAUUGAAUUUAGGUCUGGACUUUGACUGGGCAGUUGUAAAAUGCUUUGAUCUAAACCAUUCCAUUGUGGCUCUGGCUGUAUAAUUGUUGUCCUGCUAGAAGAACCUCUGCUCCAGUCUCACGUCUUGUGCAGCCUCUAACAGUUUUUUUUCCAGUUCUUUUGCUCCAUUUCUUGUGUCGGAUUUGUGCAAACGUUAAGUCACAGUUGUCCUGUCAAUACAUUCUCCUCCUAGCUUCUGUGGAGAAGCUGGCAGGUCAGCUGACGGGUCCAUUUUCAGAUAAUGAGUUGAAUAGAGCUCUGUGAGUUUUUUAUAACUUAUCUCUGCUUUAAACGUCUCCACAACUUUAUCCCCGUCUGGUGUCCUCCGUUCUCUUCGUGAUGUUUGUCUGAGGCCUUCACUGAACAACUGUAUUUGUAGUGAGCAGAAAUUACACUCAAGCCUCUGUUUACUAAAUAGGUGCCUUUUGAAGGCAGCUGGUUGCAGAUGUUUUAAUUUAGGGGUUUUCAAGUAGAGGCGGUUAAACACUUUUCAGAUUUGCAUUGUAAAAAAUAAUUUGAAAACCACUCACAUGUUCCUACCAUUUCCCUUCUGUUUACUACUUGGUGUUGAUCUGUCAUGUAAAAUCCUAAUAAAGCACCUUCAUGUUUGUGGUUGUAACAUGACAAGCAAUUUAACAGGUAUGAAUACUUUUGUAUGGCACUGUAUGUGUGCACUGGUUGAUGCACCAAGCAAAUAUGUGUUGUUUCUUUUUUUUUUUCUCUCUGCCAAAUGCACAUUGUUAAAGGAACUCUAGAUGGUUCAAUGAACCAUUGCAGUGCAGCAAGGUUUUCAAGUAUGUUUCUCUGGUUGUUUGUGACAAAAACAGUUAAUUUAUCUUAAUUUAGCAAAGGAAGUGCCACAAUUCUCUGUGAGGUUCAGCUUACGAAAUAAAUGAAUUCAGAUGUGGAUUUAAAGGGCUGAAUUUGUAUAGUUUGUGAAUAAUUCUUCUUCUGGGAGCUCUAUUUGUAAAUAAUUGUUGUCAAUACAGUUUAAUUUCUUUCCUGUUGUGUAUUAGCACAGCUUAGGUGGGGAUUGAACAACUUGAGUUAAUGUGUUUAACAAUUCAGACUGUGUGCUUUCAUUGUGUAAUAAUUGUGGAAGGGUAUUAUUUGUAAACUGGUUUUACACACAUGGUUAAUCCAUUCAAGUAGUAGGUGUGUGUUUAAUUAUAUAUUCAUAACUGAAGAUCCUAGCCUUGGGAUAUGAGUUGGAGCAAAGUAGAACUAAUGCAUUUGCUGACUGUUGAGUAAAAUGUAUUUAUAAAGCACAUUUAAAAACACCAGUUGACAAAAUUGAUGUAUUUCUGUUUGACAUGUCUUCUUUUAUUUACACUACUUAUAAAAGAGUAUUUGUAUAAGAUUUAACUGGUAUAUGAUGAACAAGAUGCACCAAUAAAUCAGCCAGGGAUCAGAACUAUCA
Messenger RNA from Girardinichthys multiradiatus, 4538 nucleotides. RefSeq names its product OS9 endoplasmic reticulum lectin (gene os9). Gene Ontology annotation, cellular component: endoplasmic reticulum lumen. Bases 67 to 2067 code for a protein of 666 amino acids. NCBI's taxonomy places the organism in Eukaryota, Metazoa, Chordata, Actinopteri, Cyprinodontiformes, Goodeidae. Gene Ontology annotation, biological process: endoplasmic reticulum unfolded protein response; retrograde protein transport, ER to cytosol. The transcript has 15 exons. The record is from RefSeq and is a predicted model, not a curated record.